This is a messenger RNA of Miniopterus natalensis, 1579 nucleotides long. It is a transcript of the gene KRT78, whose product is annotated as keratin 78. Gene Ontology annotation, biological process: intermediate filament organization; keratinization. Gene Ontology annotation, molecular function: structural constituent of skin epidermis. Gene Ontology annotation, cellular component: keratin filament. The record is from RefSeq and is a predicted model, not a curated record. Lineage: Eukaryota; Metazoa; Chordata; Mammalia; Chiroptera; Miniopteridae.
AUGUCUCUCUCCCCCUGCCGGGCCCAGAGGGGCUUCAGUGCUCGCUCAGCUUGUUUUGCUCGCUCCAGUGGCCAAGGCAGGGCUAGCUUCAGCAGCAGGAGCCUCAGUUCCUUCGGGGGAUGCCGAGGAGGCUCUCGUGGAAUGGCCUGGGGGUCAGGGGGAAGGCUAAGGGUGCUGUUUGGGGAGGGGAGUGGUGGGCCUGGGCUUUCCCUGUGCCCUCCGGGGGGCAUCCAGGAAGUGACCAUCAACCAGGAUCUGCUGACCCCAUUGAAGAUUGAGAUCGACCCCCAGUUCCAAGUGGUGAGGACUCAGGAGACCCGAGAGAUCAGAACCCUCAACAACCAGUUUGCUUCCUUCAUUGACAAGGUGCGGUUCCUAGAGCAGCAGAACAAGGUCCUGGAGACCAAGUGGCACUUGCUGCAGCAGCUGGGAGUGAGUGACAGCCCUCAGGGCCUGGAGUCUUUAUUUGAGAAGUACCUGGCCCAGCUCAGGAAGCAGCUGGAGGAGGUCCAGAGACAACGAGGGGCUCUGGACACCGAGCUUAAGUCUUGCCAGGACCAGGAGGAGGAGUACAAGACCAAGUAUGAACAGGAGGCCCACAAGCGGGCCACAGUCGAGAAUGACUUUGUGGUUUUCAAAAAGGAUGUGGACGAGGUUUUCCUGAGCAAGAUGGAGUUGGAAGGCAAGCUGGAGGCUCUGAGAGAGUACAUCUGCUUCUUGAGGCGUCUGUAUGAAGAAGAGCUGGGCCAGCUGCAGACGCAGGCCAGCGACAUGUCCGUGGUGCUGUCCAUGGAUAACAACCGCUGCCUGGACUUCAGUGAUGUUAUCGCCGAGGUCCGUGCCCGGUAUGAGGAGAUCGCCCAGACCAGCAAAGCCGAGGCUGAGAUGCUGUACCAGACCAAGUACCAGGAGCUUCAGGCAUCUGCCCAGCUCCAUGGGGACAGCAUGAAGGAAACCAAAAUCCAGAUCUCUCAGCUGCAGCAGGCAAUUCAGAGACUGCAGAGCCAGAUUGAGAACCUCAAGAAGCAGAAUGCCAACCUGGAGGCCAGCAUCGCAGAUGCUGAGCAGCGUGGGGAGCUGGCUCUUAAGGAUGCUCAGACCAAGCUGGCCGAGCUGGAGGCCGCUCUGAGAACCGCCAAGCAGGAAAUGGCCCGGCUGUUGCGACAGUACCAGGAGCUGCUGAGCACAAAGCUGGCCCUGGACGUGGAGAUCGCCACCUACCACAGGCUGCUGGAGGGCGAGGAGUACAGGAUGUCUGGGGAAUGCACCAGCCAGGUCACUAUCUCCAUGGGGGGAGGCAGCGCCAUCCUGUCUGGAGGAGUGUGUAAUAGUACGUGUGGACUCGGAGGUGGGAAAGGUGCUUUUGAGUCCAGCUGCUCCAGCGUCGUGAUUGGAGGCUCCAACAUCAUCCUGGGCUCUGGCCAGGGCCCUGUGAUGGGUUCCUGCUCUGUGUCCGGCUCUGGCCCUGGCUCCAGCUGCCGCACCAUCCUGAAGAAGACUGUCGAAUCAAGUCUCAAGACGUCCAUCACAUACUGAAUGCUGUGGCAGCCACUUGCUCCCCUGCCUUCCUGAAUGUUCU